AUGCUCAGUCCUCUACUCCUUCUUAUUCCCCUGCUGGCUACCCAGGUGGCCGCAGAGUUCUCCGAACUCCAGAGCCUCAGCCUCAUCAAGCGUCAGGACAACUCCGCCUUUGUCCCCAGCUCCACCCCCGUCUCCGAGUGCCCAUCAGGGUCCGUCGAAUGCGGCCGCAGUGGAAUUUGCUACUACCCGUCCAGAGGCGACGUCUGCUGCCCUGGCAAAACCUACGCCUGUCCCGGCACUUCGUUCUGUCUGCAAGAUCCCUACUGCUGCCCAGAGGGCCUUGACCGCAAAACCUGCGCCGAUCGCUACGGCGUCAGUCUCCAGCCAACCUUCAGUUUCGCCCCCAGCCAGCCCACUUACGUCCCUAGUUCCGGUGGAAGCGCGAGCACCAAGUCUGGUAACACUGGUAGCACCGACAGCACCGGUAGCACCGGGUACAGUGGCUAUGGUGGCUAUAGCGACAACAGCGGCCACAGUGGCUAUGCGGAUUCCUCGGCCCCUGCGGCCUACAAGCCGUCUACCUCAACCACAGUGCCGUCCACGUCCACGUCUCAGACGGCGACUACGAAGCCUUCUGCGAGCUCGGGUCCUACCCUGCUGUUCUCGAGUGGGGUCACACGUAAGGAGAUGGCGGGUGCUGCGAUGGUGGUGGGUGCACUGGGCCUGAUGGCCAAUUUGAUCUAG
This is a messenger RNA of Aspergillus clavatus NRRL 1, 684 nucleotides long. RefSeq lists its product as uncharacterized. The record is from RefSeq and is a predicted model, not a curated record. The transcript has 3 exons. Lineage: Eukaryota; Fungi; Ascomycota; Eurotiomycetes; Eurotiales; Aspergillaceae. The coding region runs from base 1 to 684 and encodes 227 amino acids.